This is a messenger RNA of Tachysurus fulvidraco (yellow catfish), 2618 nucleotides long. RefSeq names its product pannexin 1a (gene panx1a). The transcript has 6 exons. The coding region runs from base 163 to 1395 and encodes 410 amino acids. The record is from RefSeq and is a predicted model, not a curated record. Gene Ontology annotation, biological process: positive regulation of interleukin-1 production; monoatomic cation transport. Lineage: Eukaryota; Metazoa; Chordata; Actinopteri; Siluriformes; Bagridae. Gene Ontology annotation, molecular function: channel activity.
CUGUAACCUUCCGCGUUUAAAGAAGAAGAACUAAAACUAGUACUUGAACACCGGGGACUACAGAACAAUGAUUGUUUAGUUUCAGUUUCUAACGUUCCUACACAGAGAAGGAACUCAUUUGUAAUUCAACAUUGUGAAUCUUUCUUUGGGGAUUAAAACAACAUGCCUAUAGCGUCCGUAGCUACGGAGUAUGUUUUUACAGACUUCUUACUGAAAGAACCGAGCACAGAUGGGAAGUAUAAAGGCGCGCGUUUGGAUCUGGCCCUGGACAAGCUGCUCCUCUGUAUAGCAGUCGGUCUGCCGCUGUUGUUGAUCUCCUUGGCUUUCGCUCAGGAGGUUUCAGUCGGUACUCAGAUCAGCUGUUUCUCUCCUUCAAACUUCUCCUGGCGUCAGGCAGCAUUUGUGGACGCCUACUGCUGGGCAGAUGUACAGAAACAGGACACGGGGGGACUUCCCCUCUCCAUGCAUAAGUUUUUCCCCUACAUCCUCUUAUUCGUGGCCAUGCUGGUGUACGUCCCAGCCUUGUUUUGGCGAUUCACGGUGACCCCUGGUCUCUCCUCUGAUCUCAGCUUCAUCAUGGAAGAGCUCGACCGCUCUUACAACAGCGCCAUCAAACUGGCCAAACGUCUCCACGGCAACCCCGCCAACCAGGAAGCACAAGGCUCCAUGCCAGACCUGACAGACACCUGUUUUAAGUAUCCUUUGGUGGAACAGUAUCUGAGAACUAAGCGACUUUCCUUCAACCUGCUGCUGCACUACCUGCUGUGCCGAGUCUUCACCUUAUUGGCUCUGGUCCUGGCCUGCGUCUACCUGUGUUACUACAUUCAGCUGUCCGUAACGGACGAGUUUCAGUGUAAUAUCCGCUCAGGUGUGCUGUUUAACGACUCCUCCGUGCCUGAGGCGAUGCAGUGCAAGCUGGUAGCCGUGGGCGUGUUCCAGCUCCUCAGUUACAUCAACCUGGUUGUGUACUUUCUGCUGGCACCCACAUGUGUGUACUCCAUGCUGGUUCCCCUCAGGAGUUCAGCCGCUUUCCUGAAACCUUACGAGAUGCUGCCCACGCUCGGGGUGAUGGAGUUCGGACGCAUGGCUUGGAAUGAUCUAGCGAUGUACCUGCUGUUCCUGGAAGAGAACCUGAGUGAACUUAAAAGCUACAAGCGCCUGAAGGUAUUAGAGCUCCUGAAGGAGUCUGGAGAGGAGCCGUUUGAUACCCUGCUCCUGCUGCAGGCCCUCGGUCAGGUUAAAACUGAAGUGGAUGGUAGACUACAGAAGACCGACAGGAACGUGGAGAAGACUGGGGGAAACUGUGUAGAGAUGAAAGAAGUCUCUCCUCUGCUGACUGAGGACAGAGUCGGGAAUUCUAAAGAGGACACAGCGGUACGCCAGAGAAUCACAUGAUGGUGACGUGGGAGAAUGUAAAUGAUUGUCUGAUGAGCCUUCAUGUGGUCAAGGAAGCAGACACUGUGUGUGUGUGUGUGGUGUGUGUGGUGUGUGUUAGUGACCAUGUGCUAAUGUAUGACUAAGUUGUAUAUUGUUAAUGGUACAUCAUUGUGCACUGUUUAUCAUAUUGGGAACUGCAAAACUGACGCACAGAUAACUUCAGGAUGAGGACGAGUUUUGAGAUACUCACUCAAUAUAAAAUAUCAAUGGUCUUCACAACUUAUUUAAUACUUUUUUUUUUUAUGUCAAACCGAAUACUACAGCAUCAGGAAUGUACAUGUAAGCCUCACUUUCUGAAAACCAAACCAGCCAAACUUAAGGUUUACAGUAACUCAAAUGUCUCGCUCUUUAUUCAUUAUUUAUAAGUCUUGCAUGUUAAGGGAAGAUUGUAGUGUUUGUGUUUUCUGUAACGUUCCUUUUUUUUCUGUGGUACUUUUUUUGGGAGUGUUCUCUAAUGUUAGCAUGCUAGUUUUGUUUUGGGAGGGAAAAUCGUUUCCGGUUAGCUGGCUAGCUAGCUACUAUUUUUUGGUGCGUCGUUCAUUUUCAAAUUACGCGUCUGUAAAUAAACGAAAGCUCAGGCGGACCGUAUCGGACGUGAGCGAUCGCUCGGCUGCUGCAGGGAAAAUGUAAUGCAAACAACAAGCAAACCGAAUCAAUGUGAUGUUUCUGACAUCGUAUUCCUCUCAUGUCAAGAAACCAAUGGUAUUCUGUACACGUCGUAAAACUGUAAUUAUGGCAUCAUUCAACGCAGAUUGCUAGGAUGGUAUUUUUGUAAAUAUUCUAGGUGGUACAGCUCCGAGUGAUGCAGUCUAAUUUUUAAGACGGUUCUAAAUGGCAAAAAAUGGGUCUUGAUUAAAUUGAUAAAAUUGUGUAUUGAUUUUUUUUUAAAACCCUUAAAGCUACCGUAAAACAGUAUGAGGUAAUUUUUCUUAAUUCUCUACGUUUAUGGAACAUCUGGGUUUUUUUUACAGUAGUUACUUGUCUGUAACUGUAGUAACGUGCGGUGAUGUUAGAGCUUGAGGUUCAUAUCUGACUCUUACUGACAGGGUUUCAAUUUAAUGUUUGUUCUGUUACACUACAGUCUGCUGCCAAUCGUGGAUAGCAUGCAUGUGUUGUGCUUUUUAAUUAAAGAUGCAGGAUUCAUCUUUUUUUACUUGGUAAUAAAAUGUCUUGAUUUUUCA